Molecule: messenger RNA, 885 nt
Organism: Ricinus communis (castor bean)
Lineage: Eukaryota; Viridiplantae; Streptophyta; Magnoliopsida; Malpighiales; Euphorbiaceae
Product: signal recognition particle 19 kDa protein
Exons: 4
Coding region: 178-588 (136 amino acids)
Biological process (GO): SRP-dependent cotranslational protein targeting to membrane, signal sequence recognition; SRP-dependent cotranslational protein targeting to membrane
Cellular component (GO): signal recognition particle, endoplasmic reticulum targeting
Molecular function (GO): 7S RNA binding
Source: RefSeq, a predicted model, not a curated record
UAUUUAUUUAUAUAUUUAUGAAUAUUCUUAUUUAAUUUAGGACGGACUCACAAGACAAUUUCUUGAAUGGGUCUGGAUAAGUGUCUUUUAAUCGGUUUCGAACUCGGAAAUCCUCAAAACCCCCGAGAUCACCCAAAAUACGUCAGUCAUCGUCUCCUCUAAAAUUCAAUAGGAUAGAUGGCAGAUGGAAGUGUCCCCAAUAUAAAGAAAUGGGUUGUGCUGUAUCCUGUUUACAUCAACUCCAAGAAAACCAUUGCUCAAGGCAGGCGAAUUUGCACUAGCAAAGCUUGCGAAAAUCCUACUUGUGUUGAGAUUGGUGAUUGCUGCAGCCAUCUCAAACUCCCUUUUGCCAUUGAGAUUGACAAAGCAUAUCCCCGUGAUUUCAUGCAAAUAGGGAGGGUGAGAGUUUUGCUGAAAAGGGGAGAUGGAACUUUGUAUAAUCCAGCCAUUCCUACCAGAAAACAGCUAAUGCUGCAUGUUGCUGAAUUGGUGCCUAGGCAUCCUGGGAGGACUAAGAAGCAGGAGCCUGCUUCUACGUCAAAUGCUGGAACAUCCAAGUCUGGGAAGGGUGGGAAGAAGAAGAGAUAAUAGCUCCAACGUUGGAAAUGCUGAGACCAUUAUCUCUCUGGCAGCUAAGCAUAGUAUCAAGUACUCAGGGAAAACAGAGGGUCUGUAUACAGGCUUCUUCGAAAUAGAUUUAAACUCUUGACGAGUUCAGAUAAUACGUUCUCUUUAGUUUGCAUGCGGUUGUUCGAACUCUAUUACUCUUUCUCAUGCCCAUUUGAGGAAUUUUUAUUCUUGAUGUUUUUCUACACAUCAGAUUCUUCAAAAGAAGCAAAAGUACUUUGAGAGGUUGGCCAACAAUAGACAAUUUGACUUCCGUAA